CGGGAGCCUGGAGCGCGCUCCGGGCCGCCGGGUCCCCGCGCUGGGGGGCGCGGGGGCGCGCGUGCGCGGUACCGCGGUGACAGAGGGAGCCGCGAUGGAGGGCGCCCUGACCGACCGCCAGGUGAUAAAUGAAGGGGAGUCAAGCCUUGCCACUGAGUUACAGGAAGAAGUAGAGGAAAAUCCCAGUCCAACUGUGGAUGAGAAUAAUACAGUGUCUGCUAAAAAACAGGGACCAAAUUUACACAAUUGGAGUGGUGACUGGAGCUUUUGGACUUCAGGUUCCACCUACAAAGACAGGAAUGAGGAAUACAAAAGACAGUUCACGCAUCUACCUGAUACAGAGAAGCUGAUAGCAGAUUAUGCUUGUGCUCUUCAGAGGGACAUUUUGCUUCAGGGACGACUAUACCUUUCAGAAAAUUGGCUAUGUUUCUAUAGCAAUAUCUUCAGAUGGGAAACUACAAUUUCUGUUGCUUUAAAGAAUAUAACCUUCAUGACCAAGGAGAAAACUGCUCGACUCAUCCCGAAUGCUAUCCAGAUCAUUACAGAGGGUGAAAAGUUUUUCUUUACAUCUUUUGGUGCCAGGGAUAGAAGUUACCUCAGUAUCUUUAGAUUGUGGCAGAAUGUAUUAUUAGAUAAGAGCCUGACUAGACAGGAAUUCUGGCAAUUACUCCAGCAGAACUAUGGCACUGAGCUAGGCUUAAAUGCUGAAGAGAUGGAAAACUUGUCACUGUCGAAGGAGGAUAAUGUGCAGCCAAGAAGUCCAGGACAAAACAGCUUGGAUAACUCGGGGGAGAGAGAUGAAAAAUUAUCCAGGUCCAUCAGUUUUACUCGUGAAUCACUAAAUCGGGUUUCAGAAACAGAGUCACUUGAUGGGAAUUCAGCGAAAGGAGGCUUAGGGAAAGAGGAGCCCCAAAGAGAGAAACAGAUCAAAAAGAGUCCUUUACUAACUUCACCAAAGAGGUUAAGUAGAGUACCAUCAAAAUCACUGGACUUGAAUAAAAAUGAGUAUCUUUCUCUGGACAAAAGCAGCACUUCAGAUUCUUUUGAUGAAGAAAAUAUUCCUGAGAAAGAUCUUCAUGGAAGACUUUAUAUCAACCGUGUUUUUCAUAUCAGUGCUGAGAGAAUGUUUGAGUUGCUGUUCACCAGUUCACGCUUUAUGCAGAAGUUUGCCAAUUCUAGAAAUGUAAUAGAUAUAGUAUCUACCCCUUGGACUGCAGAAACUGGAGGUGACCAACUGAGAACCAUGACCUACACUAUAGUCCUUAAUAAUCCACUUUCCGGGAAAUGCACCGCUGCCACUGAAAAGCAGACACUGAAUAAAGAAAGUCAGGAAGCACGGUUUUAUUUGGUAGAUUCAGAAGUAAUGACACAUGACGUCCCCUACCAUGAUUACUUCUAUACCCUGAAUAGAUACUGUAUCAUCCGAUCUGCAAAACAUAAAUGCAGGCUAAGAGUUUCCACAGAUUUGAAAUACAGAAAACAACCAUGGGGCCUUGUCAGAUCUUUAAUUGAGAAGAAUACCUGGAGCUCAUUGGAAGACUAUUUCAAACAGCUUGAAUCAGAUUUGUUAGCAGAAGAAUCUAUAUUAAAUCAGUCCACUGAAGACCCUGGAAAACUUAGCAGCCUACGGAAGAGAAGGCGACCAUUCAACAGAACGGAAACAGUUGCUAAACGAAAUUCUUCUCAGCGUUCCCCUGGAGAUGUGGGUUUAGAGACCAAAAUGGGGAUUACAGGAAAGAAAAAGGAAGUGGAAAACUGUAGUACUGUUAUUGUGGUGAUGAGUAUUUUUGUGCUGGUGCUGGUUUUGUUGAAUGUGAUGCUGUUCCUGAAGCUGUCAAAGAUAGAGUAUGCUGCUCAGUCCUUUUACCGCCUCCACCUCCAAGAAGAGAAGUCUUUACAUUUAGCUUCUGCUAUGGUGUCCAGAGCCGAAAAUAUUCCAAAAAACAAAGAUCAGACCCAUCGUUUAAAAGGAGUGCUCCGAGACUCCAUAGUCAUGCUUGAACAGCUGAAGAGCUCACUUAUUAUGCUUCAGAAAACUUUUGAUCUACUAAAUAAGAAUAAGACUGGCAUGGCUGUUGAAAGCUAGUGAUUUUAAGGACUAAAACUGUAGAGAUACUUGCAACUAAAAGAAAACAACUGGAAGAAAACCAGUGGAUGGAGGAUUUUGUCAUAGGAAUAUUUCUGUUUUCUCAUUAAGAUUUCUAAUGUGAACAUUCUUCUUUUCAAUAACAUUUAUAUAAUUAAUCUCUGAUGGCCUUUAGAAUCUAUCCUUACACUUACACGUAUUUUUUUUAAGCUGUGAAUUUCCCAGUGAACUAUGAGAUAUAUUGUGCAAUUUAAUUUCUGUGAUACAAAAAGAAAAUGUGAGUGCUAUAGUCUCAUUUCUACAGUGAGGUUUGAUGUAUUAUCUGUUAGCACAAAAUCAAUAUGGGUCCAAUAGGCUGCUUGGUUAAGUUGAAUAAGCUCAAGAGGCUAAAGAAGAGAAUAUAAGAAGAAACCUCUACAUCAUUACUAAUUUUAAAGUAUCAGUUCUUGGGCAUAUAGACCAUAACAUUUCUAGGUUUGUGUAUUGUAAUUAUUAUAAUGUCUUCAUUUAUUUAGCAUGCAAAUUCAAUAGUCAAACUUUUUGAAUCUGCAUGUUGUUAUUAUCUGAAAGGUUCUUCAACCAUGUUGUCCUAUCUUUAUGAGAGUUUUCUCUUAGGUACCUAGCUACCAGACAGCUAUCAGAGGUGUGAUUAUCUUGCCUCUUCAGACAUCAAACGGUAAAAGAGUCAAUUUAGGAGAUAGGAUACCAGGAUUCAAAAUGAAGAACCAUCCUCUGAGUUUUCAAAACCAGAAGAUAAUGUUAAAAUCAGGGUAUUUAGUGACAGAUCAAGUGCUUAAACUAAGCCUGGCUGUAGCUUAGCAACCUUUCAAGGUAGAAACGAUCCAUCAAGUUGAAAAUAAUCUGUCUUUGCAGUACCAUGUAUGGUUUCAUUGUUUGUAUUUGUGUGUGACUUGUUUUAGUUGGUAAGUUACAAGCCAGACAACAAGCUUUGGCUCUUUCAUGUUAUUUUUUUAGGCAUUUAUGUCUCAAUAUAAGUGGUUUGUGAAAAUAAGGAAGGAUUUUGUAAACUAACGGUAUCAGUCUUUUUUUCCGAAGUUAGGAAAAGUUCACAUAGUGUUUUAUGGUUUCAUCUCUUGAGCUCUUUCUCUGGAACGUACAUAUAAUGUGUAUAUAUUCUUACCAUUUGAACAACUAUUACCUUUAGUUAAAUGUUUUCUUUUUUUCUCAGCCACCAACGCUCCAUGUCAUUGUUAAGGUCAUUUUUGAGAUACCUGUAGAGAACCAAGUAUUGACUUGAUUAAGGAAAUGAUGGGGUUUUUCUGAGUAAAUUUCAUUUAUCCUGGGGGCACUGAGAUUUCCUUUUGGUAAGGAUUUAUGUAGCAUCUGGCUGUGAACCAGAGUGACUGGAUUAAAAACUUGAAUUUUUUGUUAAAUUCACAAAAAUGAUCACUGACAAACAAUAUUUUUGUAAAGUUUCUUUAAAACUUGUACUUAUACCUCAAAGAUUACCUAAGUUGCUUUAUAAAUUAAGGCUAAAUAUGUGUGGAUGCAGAAUUCAGUUUUUAAGAUUUGAGUCUGUUACGUAAAUUGAGUAUCAAUAAAACUGGAAAUAGGUCUGA
This is a messenger RNA of Nycticebus coucang (slow loris), 3666 nucleotides long. RefSeq names its product GRAM domain containing 1C (gene GRAMD1C). Bases 95 to 2086 code for a protein of 663 amino acids. The record is from RefSeq and is a predicted model, not a curated record. The transcript is spliced from 18 exons. Gene Ontology annotation, molecular function: sterol binding; sterol transfer activity. Lineage: Eukaryota; Metazoa; Chordata; Mammalia; Primates; Lorisidae. Gene Ontology annotation, cellular component: endoplasmic reticulum membrane; endoplasmic reticulum-plasma membrane contact site; plasma membrane. Gene Ontology annotation, biological process: intracellular sterol transport.